GAAAACACCGGCUGAAGCAAUGGGAGCCUUUGGAGUGUUAAUAGGGAUUUUACAGUACGCGGGACUUUACAUUCAACUUAACGCAGCGCUCAACGUCGGGCACGGCGAGGUGGACAAUCAUGUCUCUGGAAAUGCUCUUUUUACAGAGGUGCCACACGACAUCACGACGCAGAGCGGUGAGGAUGUAGAGAUGGCUUGUUCCUUCCGUGGGGCAGGCUCUCCCUCCUACUCCCUGGAGAUCCAGUGGUGGUACAUCAAGGACCACAGAACCUGGCAAGAGAAGUCACCCCAGAUCACUAAUUAUGUUGUACCCCUGGAGCAGACGUCCAGAGAUGCCACCAAAAUUAGCGUGGUAAAAGUGGCCGGCAGCAACAUCUCCCAUAAGCUCCGUCUGUCCAGCGUCAAGCCAUCAGACGAGGGCACAUACGAGUGUCGUGUCAUCGACUUCAGCGGCACCGUGGCGCAGCACCACCGGGUUCGCGCCUACCUCCAGGUGGAGCCAGAGAGGAGUCAGGGGCUGGAUGACGUCCAGCUGCAGGAGCCUGGACACCGGUCGCACGGGAACCACCCGCACCCCCACCACGAGACAGAGGGCAGGGAACUGAAGAGGAGAUCAGCUGGCAGCACCACUGACUGUAAUGAGAGCUGUGUGCUGUAG
This is a messenger RNA of Toxotes jaculatrix (banded archerfish), 658 nucleotides long. RefSeq names its product V-set and transmembrane domain containing 2 like (gene vstm2lb). The coding region runs from base 20 to 658 and encodes 212 amino acids. The record is from RefSeq and is a predicted model, not a curated record. The transcript has 4 exons. Lineage: Eukaryota; Metazoa; Chordata; Actinopteri; Toxotidae.